AUGUUUUACUCUCACCAGCUUCUUGCUCGGAAGGCUCCUCUUGGCCAAAUAUGGAUGGCUGCGACUAUGCACGCAAAGAUAAACCGAAGAAAGCUGGACAAGCUCAACAUCAUUAAGAUCUGCGAAGAGAUUCUGAACCCAUCGGUUCCUAUGGCUCUUAGACUUUCCGGAAUUCUCAUGGGAGGAGUGGUGAUUGUCUAUGAGAGAAAAGUGAAGCUCCUUUAUGAGGACGUGACCCGUUUUCUGGUUGAGAUAAACGAAGCGUGGAAGGUAAAGACUGCCCCUGAUCCUACAUUGCUCCCCAAAGCAAAAUCCAAGGCCAAAAAAGAAGCUGUUACUCUGCCAGGGAUCGGUGAGACGAACGUGGCAGAUAUUGAACAGUCCCUUCAGUUUUCCAACACAGGCACCACAACGGGAUUCCAACAUAACGCCUAUUUUACCAUGCGACUUGAUAAUGUCGAUGAACCCUUCAUUAGUAAUGGAGCAAGAGGGGACCAGGAUCCAUCAGAAUUUCUCCAUCAAGCUGAGGUAGAGAAUAUUACCUUAUUUGAACGCUUUGAAACAUUCCAAGCUAAUGCGGAUCCAUACAAUCGCUUUGAGAGGUUUGAUAUUGAAGGAGAUGAGGAAACACAGGUGAAUGUAACUUCAGGAGAUCAGAUUCCAACCAUGCUUAUUCCCUCCCCUCCUCGUCAAGACGAGCCUACCAGAGCUUAUGCUAAUACUGGCGUUUUGAUGGAAGAGAGUAAUGCACCAUCUAGACCAAAAUCGGCCAUUACCUUAAGGAAUAAUAGUGCUGCUCUACCUUUCCAACCAGAGAGGAGGUUUACUGAUAUGUUUCAAGACCUUCAUCCUGGACACCAGGACAUUCAGCAACCUAAUGAAGCCAUGACACCUAGACAGGAACCUAGAAAGCGAGGACCAAAUAAAAGGAAAAGAGAACAACCAUCGGCUAUCGAAAUGGAUUAUGAGCAAACCAUUAUUCCUGUUCACAUAUAUCAACACUGGCUUCAAAAUGCCUCUGAUAUUGUAUCGCGAAGAGGAAGAAAGAAAAAGAAAACUAAUGUCCUGACUUCAACAAAGAUAGCCAACCUCAUGAAGCUGCCUCCCGUUGCGCUAAUUGGUGGUUUAUUUACUGCUGAAAAUAACCAUAUAUAUUAUCCAGCACCUAUUCUUGACUUAUGGAUCAAGAGCAUUCAACCACCCCACGAUUCACCUUCAGGUCAGCAUAGAGUCUCUCUCUACGGUGUCCGGGGAGGGGGGCGGUUUAAAAUGAAAGGAUUUCAGCCCACCAUCCUCCAGAACCAUCCUUUUCAUCGCCUCCAGGAGUACACAAUGGAGAUUUCAUGCAAUUUGUUACCUUCUGAAGAUUUUGAUCUAGAUUACCAGCCACCUCCAGUAGAGAAGCAGCGGAAAAAUAUCCUCAUGGAUGAACUGACGGCUAGCCUUUUGAGAGGGCAUGAAUCUACUCCGCAUGUCUCAUCGGUGAAAGCCGGAGACAGUGCAUAUUCCUUUCCAAGACCAACGUCUGAGCAUGGCCCUGCCUCACAUUCAGACUUUGAUUCGGGAAGAUUCAAAAAUAAAAGGUAUUCAUCAUCUGCAAACAGCAGUGGAGGCCUUGAGCCAUUAGUGGAGGAUGUAAAUUUCAAGUUAGCUAGGCUGUAUGAAGAAGGUCCCACACCUGAUCAAGGUAUAUUACUCAAGGCUUUUUCUAAUAUUGGAAGAGGACUAGCUGUAAUGAUGAAGGCACAUUUUGACACGCCUGGAGCUCCUUCCGUUGAAUCCCUUCGUAAUCUAGCUGCUGGAAUGACACGGACAUCAGCUGCACAACUUUUCUAUCAAAUUUGUGUUCUUGCUUCCCGCGAUGCGCUGAGAGUUGAGCAAAGCGUGCCCUAUGGAGAGAUUCUCUUCUCUAGAGGAUUAAAAAUGUGA
Sphenostylis stenocarpa is the source of this 1929-nucleotide messenger RNA. The record is from the annotation of a GenBank genome assembly. Lineage: Eukaryota; Viridiplantae; Streptophyta; Magnoliopsida; Fabales; Fabaceae.